AUGAGCGAGAGAGGUGGUUUUCGCGGCCGCGGAGGAAAUGACAGACGCGGUGGCGGUGGCGAUAGACGUGGAGGUGAUUUCCACGACAGAAGAGGCGGUAAUGAUAGAGGAAACCGCGGUGGCAAUGAUAAAGGUGGAAGAUUUGGCGAUAAAGGCGGCCGUGGUGGUGGCCGUGGUGCUCCACGUGGUCGUGGCGGCAUGGGAGGCCGCGGUGGUGGACGUGCAGCCAUUCAACCACACAAAUAUCCAGGCGUUUUUAUCGGACACCAGCGUGGUGAUAUGCUUCUUACAUUAAAUAUGGUCCCAGGCAAAUCAGUUUACAACGAAAAACUUAUUACAGUCGAUGGUCCAAAUGGCCAAAUUGAAUAUCGUGAAUGGAACCCAUAUCGUUCAAAGAUUGGCUCUUGCCUUCUUGUCGGUAUCGAUAAAUUCGGUAUUAAGCCAGGUGCUUCAGUUCUUUAUCUCGGUGCUGCAUCAGGUACAACAGUAUCUCAUGUUUCCGAUAUUGUUGGUCCAACAGGCCGUGUAUACGCUGUAGAAUUCUCACACCGUGUCGGUCGUGAACUCUGCAACCUUGCAAAAUCUCGUCCAAACAUAGUUCCAAUUAUCGAGGAUGCCCGCCAUCCACAGAAAUACAGAAUGCUUGUUCCAAUGGUUGACUACAUGUUCGCUGACGUUGCUCAGCCAGAUCAAGCCCGUAUUUUCGUCCUUAACGGACAAUUCUUCUUAAAGAACAAUGGAGGUUACAUGCUUUGCGUAAAAGCUUCCUGCGUUGAUUCUACACUUGACCCACAUAAAGUUUACGCUAUGGCUCAGCAAGAACUUAAGGAUGCUGGCUUCCAAAAUGAAGAAAUGGCAGAUAUCGAAGAUCACCACAGAGGACAUGCUUGCAUUAUUGGUACAUAUCGUCCAACACCAACAAACUAA
Molecule: messenger RNA, 927 nt
Organism: Trichomonas vaginalis G3
Lineage: Eukaryota; Parabasalia; Trichomonadida; Trichomonadidae
Product: fibrillarin 2 family
Exons: 1
Coding region: 1-927 (308 amino acids)
Biological process (GO): rRNA methylation; box C/D sno(s)RNA 3'-end processing
Cellular component (GO): small-subunit processome; box C/D methylation guide snoRNP complex; nucleolus
Molecular function (GO): histone H2AQ104 methyltransferase activity; rRNA methyltransferase activity; RNA binding
Source: RefSeq, a predicted model, not a curated record